CCAUGGCCGUACCUAUUGCAGUUCUUGACUGUGACCUCUUGCUGUAUGGCCGCGGACACCGGACGUUGGAUCGCUUCAAGCUGGAGGAUGUCACGGAUGAAUAUCUGGUAUCCACGUACGGCUUUCCCCGACAGUUCAUUUACUACCUAGUGGAUCUCCUGGGAUCCAGUCUCUCUCGCCCUACGCAGCGGUCCAGGGCCAUCAGUCCGGAGACGCAGGUACUUGCUGCACUGGGUUUCUAUACCUCCGGCUCUUUCCAGACUCGCAUGGGGGAUGCUAUUGGCAUUAGUCAAGCCUCCAUGAGCCGCUGCGUUGCCAAUGUAACUGAGGCCUUGGUGGAAAGAGCCUCACAGUUUAUUCACUUUCCUGAGGAUGAAGGUACUGUUCAGAGCCUGAAGGAUGACUUUUAUGGGCUUGCAGGCAUGCCGGGAGUGCUGGGGGUGGUUGACUGCACCCAUGUGGCAAUUAAAGCACCAAAUGCUGAGGACCUGUCCUAUGUGAACCGAAAGGGUCUCCAUUCUCUGAACUGCCUGAUGGUGUGUGAUGCCAGAGGAACCCUCCUGAGUGCAGAAACACACUGGCCAGGCAGCCUGCCCGACUGCACGGUGUUACAGCAGGCAGCCCUUACAAGCCAGUUUGAAACUGAGCUACAUAAAGAUGGCUGGCUACUCGGUGACAGCUCCUUCUUUCUCCGAACGUGGUUGAUGACCCCACUGCAUAUCCCUGAGACACCUGCAGAAUAUCGGUACAACAUGGCGCAUUCUGCGACUCACAAUAUCAUCGAGCGGACGUUCAGAACCAUUUGGUCGCGUUUCCGCUGCCUGGAUGGAUCCAAAGGCACCCUGCAGUAUUCUCCAGAGAAAUCCAGCCACAUCAUUCUGGCCUGCUGUGUGCUCCAUAACAUCUCCCUGCAGCACGGGCUGGAUGUGUGGUCUUCCCCGGCCACGGGACACAUGGAACAGCCGGAAGAGGAGUAUGAGCAAAUGGAAUCGAUGGACUCGGAGGCCUGUCGGGUUCGUCAGGAGCUUUUACUUACUCAUUUCAGCUAA
Mesitornis unicolor (brown roatelo) is the source of this 1049-nucleotide messenger RNA. RefSeq names its product harbinger transposase derived 1 (gene HARBI1). NCBI's taxonomy places the organism in Eukaryota, Metazoa, Chordata, Aves, Mesitornithiformes, Mesitornithidae. The record is from RefSeq and is a predicted model, not a curated record. Bases 3 to 1049 code for a protein of 348 amino acids. The transcript is spliced from 2 exons.